AAAGAAAAAAUCAAAAAUGGCGGACAGGAAGUCAAACUUAAAAGAAAAACAAUGUCAAAACUUCUUAAAUAUUGAUCUUCGAUAUCCGCAUAUGGUCACAGAAUGACCGAAAGUAUUCCAGGUGGUAGACAAAGAUCAUCAUCCGUCGGUAAUGUGUUUGAAGAAGAGUACAAUGACGAUGGAUUUGGUCCACUUUCAGACCACCAUCGUAAGUUUAGUCAAAGUCUGCAUCUGGAUAGUGUAAAAGCGAAAAACGGUACAGAACGUAUUGAACAAACUCGUGAGGAUCCAGAUAACUUUUCUACGCUACCCACAAAGACAAAACGUCGUACAAGGCCUUCUUUCAAGUCCGUAAAAAAUUUGAUGGGCAGGCUUCUGAAUAAUUCUAAUUCAUGGUCAUCAAAUCGACGGGAAGAUGACAACCAUAUUGGGGCAAAAGGGGGGAUGACGCAGAGUGCGAGACAGCGGGAUGACCGGUCUCCCGAAAGGCCAUAUACAGAAUCAACCUCGCGCCCCCUCGUUACCAAAUCGCAGAAACCGCCGGUCCUGUCGUCUUUUGGUGACGAAACACCUGGCACGAUUGGGAUACACAAUCAUGGCAACACUUGUUUUAUGAAUGCAAUUCUUCAGUGUUUAAACAGUACAGACUGCUUUGUUGAAUACUUCAUCAGACAAUUACACAAAGAUGAUCAAAAAGCAUCUUCGAGAAGACUUGGAUUUCGUAAUGUACACAAUGUAACCGAACAACUUGGAGUUCUGCUUAACAGUCUAUGGACUAAUAGAUAUCACAGUGAAGUGUCGGAUAAUUUCAAAACAGUUGUUGGGAAAUUCAACAGCCAAUAUAAAGGGACAUCACAGCAUGAUGCACAGGAAUUCCUUCUCUGGUUGUUAGAUAGAAUAAAUGAAGAAUUCAAUGCAAACAACAAGAACAAAAUCAAACAGCUGCAGUCUAGGAAGAAGCAGAGUGAUGAGGAAGCAGCUGAAGAAGUCUUAUCAGCCAACAAUGGCUGCCCACUGUAUAAUCUGUUUCAAGCUCUGUACCGCUCGUCACUGCAGUGUCCAAACUGUGGCAAGCAGAGCAACACAUUUGAGAACUACCUAUGUCUGUCCCUACCACUUCCUAACAAAGUCAUGCGUCCUUUCUACAUAAUUGUGGUGGAGACCGUGGAAGAAAACAAACCACCUAAGCAGACCAAAAUAGGGCUGCGUCUCAAUGCAUACGGCUAUGUGAAAGAUCUGCGUCAAGAAAUUUCAAAGUGGACUCAAAUAAAGGAGAAAUAUUUGGUGUUAUGUCAGAUCUAUGACAAUGGGUUCAGAAUCCCGUACAGAGAUGACCAGCCAUUGACAGACAUUCCAGAGUCGGAGAAUAUCUAUGCUGUGGAAAUGGUGUGUACUGUUGGUUCCCCCAUGGUCGAGGGACAACAGCAGUUUGAGCAGUCUUAUGUUUCAGUAUUACUUAUACACACAGAGCGGGAGUCAAAUCCUACCAAGUAUUACAGAUUUUGUGCACCUCAAAUUAUGAGAAUUCCUAGAGAUGUUGAUAAUCGUGGGCUCCAGAAAGAAAUCCUUACAAACCUUGGUCCAUGUGUCAGAGAAGGUCUUCUUAGUCAAAAGUUGGAUACACUAUUUCGACUGAGACUGGUCAGUGGCAGUGCUGGACGGGAUUAUCUCCCCCUUGAUGUGGAAAUGCCACUGUACAUGGAAAAUGUUGACAGGGCUUUGUCAACCUAUAGAUCAGAAUACGGCCCUCCACACAUCAAACUUGUUGCCGAGUGGGACCCAGCUGUCAAAAAGAAAGUGAUCAUCCAUGAUAAUGAGACAAUAGAUGAACAUCCAUCAUAUCGACAAGUCCGCCAGCACAAGCAACCCGAGCCAAUUUCCCUUGAUGAAUGUCUUCAUCUAUUCACCAAACAGGAGAAGUUGACUGGGGAUGAUGCCUGGCUCUGUCCUCACUGUCAAAAACAACAGCAGGGAACAAUGAAAACCCUGGGACUGUGGUCUCUACCGGACACACUGGUCAUCCACCUGAAGCGCUUCAGACAGGUUGGUCUGCACCGAAGUAAGUUGGAGUCCCUCAUAGACUUUCCAGUGAUAGGUCUGAACAUGGGUAAACAUAUCCUUCGGCCGAACGGUGAAUGUGAUCUCCAGAGAGUCCCAAUGAACAUGACACCACAACAACAACGUCUCCAUCAAGGGGAGCACCGAGACAACACGAUCUACGACCUCUAUGGAGUAUGCAAUCACGAUGGUAGCAUGCUUGGUGGCCAUUACACAGCAUUUUGUAAAAAUCCCUUGGAUGGUGAAUGGUAUAAAUACAAUGACUCCAAAGUGACGGCUAUUUCUGUGUCAGAAGUACAGACAUCAGCGGCAUAUCUCCUGUUUUAUCAACGCAGAGGUUUCUCUUCCGUAGUAACCCAGGAUCUUUGUGAUGGCUUCCACUGGAUCUAUAAACUUUACCCUCAUGACAAGUUGUCAAAUCAGCCCAGGGUCACGACAGCAACAGACAAUGAAAAGAGCAAGAGGCAGGCUUCAAUCCCUGAUAGGGGAGCAAAACAGAGUGCUGUGAAAUUAAUUCGUGACUCAGAGGAAAACAGAAGGCCUGUCUCUCGCUCAGAUAAAUCAGUGCGAACUGCAAGUCAUUCUAAUGUAAAUGGUACCGCCUCUCAGGGUGUGGAUGUUACAGACAGUCACAGGCUGAAGUAUGGCGCCAACCUACGGGUGGAUAUUAAUCAUGCUAACAGUAGAGUGAAUAAUAUUGAUAGGAAACAGCAGGAGAAAAGGUUAUCACCUCAAGGACAAGAUGUUAAUUCUGUACAUGGAACACUGAAAGUAGCCAUGCCUCCUGCACGCCCAUUGUCACAUCCAAGCUUUAACAGUAGCAAUAGUUCUCACAGAGGUACCGAGUCCUCUAACCUGACUUUGAAUGGCAAUAAAUCAAAUGUGCUUCGACCAACAGUUGACCAAAGAGUUACUGUGUCUGGGUCAUCUAGUUCUGAGGAGAGACCCUCUUCUGUGUCAAGUCCGACACGAACAAAUGGUGUAUCAGAUAAGUCACGUGAGACUGCAGCAGUGAACAACAACCGCCCACCACCUAUUCCCAGUAGGAAUGAGUCUUUGCCAUCCAAACGAGGUAAAAUUCCUAAGGAUCAGCCUGAUUCUAGUGCAGUUAGAUCAAGUCCAAGUAAAACACAGCCAAGCUUUGCCACCCCUCAGCAGAACCGCCGACAGGUAUCACCUUCUAAUACUGUUACCUCUAAACAGGCCUGGUCCACACCGCAGCCAGUAAAAAAGCAGAUGUCAAUUGUAUCCAAUGGUUGUUCAGACGACCUUGGCUAUCGUGAUAAACAGCUAGUACGCCCACCGCCACCACCACCGCCACCACCAGUGUUUAAACCCACUUCUGGUCCUCAGAUUCCUCCCACCAACUCAUCUAGGCCCUCUGGUAUAAAGGAGCAGAGGUCACUGGAUUUUUCAGAUUUCACCAAAAAGAAGUUCAAUGAGCCUGAUGUUGUGACCAAUGGGACUCGGAGAAACGGUUUAGAACGGAGCAUCAAGUAUGCCACCAUUGCAAGGACAUCUCACAAGGGCAGUGCUGAUGACUUUGUUCCUAACAAUACUCGCAUAAUCCCUUGCUCUCAGACGGAGCAUGGGCUGUCAACAGCAGAACGUCACAUGGUAGAGAACGUGCUGAACCAAGCUCGGUCUCGUCAGCCAAUGGUUGCAACAGAGACCUUCGCAGACAAUAUCCCUCGCUAUCAACCUCACAAGCACUACUAUAAAGGGUUUCAGUUUAAGGAACAGAAGCAGUCGUACCUCAAGGAGAAAAUGUAUUCACCCUGUCUUAAGGAGUCUUCAGUCUAGCAUUUUAAUGUAAUUUAUGUUGCUUUACUUACCAUAUCGACAACUGUUCUAGUCUCGUCAUAUCAAAUGUCCUCAAAAUAAUGUGUCUGAGGAUCAGUCCAAGUAUGGACUUAACUACUAUAGGUAUAUCAAUAUUUCAAAUUGUAUUUUAUACACUAUAGAAAACUGGUUAUAAUGGUUAACAGUGAUUACCAGGUAUUUCUUACACAUCAAUAUAACAACAAGGAAUUGAUACAUAUAACAAUCAUAUCCUUUAUGCACCAGCUAUUUGAGCUUUGAUUUUGAUAGGUCAAUCUCCCAAUGGUUGUAGAUGAGACAUUAAAAUAUACCUGUAUAUUAAAAUUCAAAUCUUGACAAAAAUUUGCGUUUAUAAGUGAGAUUUUUUUUUUUUUUGGACUAUGUCUAAUGUAGAAUUUAGAAAAGCAUUGCAGUGAACACUAAGUGAGAUAUUAUUCACAUUAAAAACAGAUAUAUAGUAAAGGGACUUAUAGAUUUAUUUAUAAGACUAUAUACCAACAUUCCUUGUACUAUCCAAGAACUACAUCCAUUUGGGAAUGGUUGUUAAGUUUUCUGUUAUAUGUAUAUGAUAUACGAACUGUUAAAUGGCAAAAUGAGGAUGUGUUACAGGUAGGGGGAGCAGUAGCUGUCAUAUGUAAUAUAUAAAUCUAUAUAGUAUACAUAUGUUUCAAUAGUCACAUGCAUAAUGUAUAUCAUUAAGUUUUCAGUGAGAAUGAAGAUAUGCACUACACCUGAGACGUUCCAUGUAGUAGUUGAUAAACCAUGUUUUAUCCCUGUGCAUUAUUGAUGGAGUUCACUAGACAAGUGUAGUGUUAGCGUGGUUGUAGUACACCACACUAAACAGUACGUCGGUCAGUUGGGUAGGUAUGGUUACACUAACCAUGAAAUUGAACGGCAUUGUUACUCUGUACAGAUUACAAAUUGUAGUUAUGUUACUUGAUUACCUGUGUCCGACAGAUUACAAUUCCUGUACCUGUAAACUAGAUCACUGUAAACUGUAGAUUACUCCUUUCUUGUAAGAUAUUUGUCCUGUAAGUUGCACGUACCUAUCUUGCAAAUUGAAAAUUUCACUCAUAAAUUUAUUGUGUAACAGUUUGUGGCUACUUACUUUCACUUUUUAAUAUUUUUAGAUUGUUUAGGUAGCUGAGAAGUUUUAAGGAAGUUGAAACAACGAAAUAUACAACUUUAAAAUAAAAAUUGCAAAGAUAUAUCUAUAUACAUUUUCACUGCAAUUACAUAUAAAAAUGUGAGCGUGGUAUUAAUCCACACGAUGAUUGAAUAUAAAAGGACUGUAAGCACAUGUUAGUUAUAAUCAUAGAAAGUGUUCACCUUUAAGUUUUACCACAGAAAUUAUGUCCGUAUUCAAGAGCGAGAUAAAUCUGGAUGUAUGUACAUGUAAUAUGCACUAAGGAUCAAAAGAAUAUUUAUCAAGAAUUUUUACAACUGGAAAGCAAGACAUGUAGGAUGUCAUAAAUGAGAUCUAUCAAAAAUUGUUAAUCAUUUUGCCUUUAAAAAAUCUCAAAUUUGAAUUUUAAAUGUAUUUUAGAGUCAAAAGAGAUUUUUGAUUUUUUUUUAAUUCAGAAAAAGAAAAUGUUAUACAAAGCAAUUGUAACCAAGAUAUUUGUUCACACAAAAAGGGUAUAUUUUUAUUUAUUCAGUGUAUAAGUCCAAUUGAAAAUGUAUAGUAGGAGAGUUUCCUUUUUAAAUCUAUCAAAUUUACCAGGUAUACACUAAGAAUGCACAUGUGCCAUAGAUCGAAUCUCUUUAAAUAUUGUAUAAUAUGUAAAUUAAAGUGCUAGUCAGAAACUGAGAAGUAUUUUUGUACAACAUUGUAAAUAUAUGGAAUUGUGUAUAGUAGAUGGUGUAUAUAUUAAACAUCAUUCCUAGUUAUGUAAGAUCCUAAGUGUAUCUCCAGUAAACUUUGUAGUUGACUCCCUGAAGACACUGGUCAUGCUCAUCACUGUAAAUAAUAUUGUACCCGUUGACUUUUUGUGCUCCUUGUGGAGAAAAUUUACUGUGCUUUUAUUUAAAACAGUUUUCCUAGUUUAAUGAAAACCAAGAGGUAAUGAUACACAUUUUUUUACUAAUCUGAACCGAGAGGUAUUGUACUAUAAUUGGAGCUAAUUAUUAUAGUACCAGAUAAGUAUGUGUGAUUGUACAGACCUAAUUAUUAUAUUACCAGAUAAGUAUGUGUUAUUGUACACUUUGUUACUGCUUGUUUAUAUUACCAGAUAAGUAUGUGUGAUUGUACACUUUGUCACUGCUUGUUUAUAUUACCAGAUAAGUAUGUGUGAUAGUACACUUUGUCACUGCUUGUUUAUAUUCAAAGGAUGAUGGUCAUAUCAUGUUUAUAAAAUCUGUCCACCACCUCAGCUUGUCAGUGAAGUGUUCUCUGCAUAUACAUUUGUUAAGAAUAAGUGCUCUCUUCAGAAAAUGUUUGUCAUUGAAAAGUGUUUGCUCAGAAAUACGUGUAAUUUUAAAGGAUACCUGCUAAACAGUUUGUCCAUUAUAUCUCCAAUGAAAGGUUUGUCAGUAAAAAACUGUUUUUCCAAGUAAAAUCUCUCUGAGGAAGUUUAAAACUGUAUUAUGACACACAGAGUAGAGUAAAAAGAAUAAUUAUGAUGAAUCUUGACAACGGCUGAGCAAAAAAAUUAAAACAAAAUAGGAUAUGAUGAUUCAACAAAUUAAGGGUAUGAUGAACCGGUUCAUUGGUCUGGAAAUUUAAAGAUAUGAGGAACUGGUUCACUGUACACAGGUUCAGAACAUUAAAGAAUAUGAACCAGUUACAGGUUCAAUACAUUGUGUGUGAUGAUCCUGUACACCGGUUUGGAAUAUUAAUGGGGGUGAUGAUCCUGUACACAGAUUCAGAAAAUUAAUGGGGGUGAUGAUCCUGUACACAGGUUCAGAAAAUUAAUGGGGAAGAUGAUCCUGUACACAGAUUCAGAAAAUCAAUGGGGGUGUUGAUCCUGUACACAGGUUCAGAAAAUUAAUGGGGGUGAUGAUCCUGUCCACAGAUUCAGAAAAUCAAUGGGGGUGAUGAUCCUGUACAUAGAUUCAGAAAAUUAAUGGGGGGGAUGAUCCUGUACACAGAUUCAGAAAAUCAAUGGGGGUGAGGAUCCUGUACACAGGUUCAGAAAAUUAAUGGGGAAGAUGAUCCUGUACACAGAUUCAGAAAAUGAGUGGGGGUGAUGAUCCUGUACACAGGUUCAGAAAAUUAAUGGGGGUGAUGAUAUCCUGUACACAGGUUCAGAAAAUUAUCACCUGUACAUAAUGUGUCACAGUCAUUGGUGUCCUUUAUGAUAUCACCUGUACAUAAUGUGUCACAGUCAUUGGUGUCAUUUAUGAUAUCACCUGUACAUAAUGUGUCACAGUCAUUGGUGUCCUUUAUGAUAUCACCUGUACAUAAUGUGUCACAGUCAUAGGUGUUAUUUAUGAUAUCACCUGUACAUAAUGUGUCGCAUUCAUUGGCGUCAUUUAUGAUAUCACCUGUACAUAAUGUGUCACAGUCAUUGGUGUCCUUUAUGAUAUCACCUGUACAUAAUGUGUCACAGUCAUAGGUGUUAUUUAUGAUAUCACCUGUUCAUAAUGUGUCACAGUUAUUGGUGUCAUUUAUGAUAUCACCUGUACAUAAUGUGGCACAAUAAUUGGUGUCAUUUAUGAUAUCACCUGUACAUAAUGUGUCACAGUCAUAGGUGUUAUUUAUGAUAUCACCUGUUCAUAAUGUGUCACAGUCAUUGGUGUCAUUUAUGAUAUCACCUGUACAUAAUGUGUCACUGUCAUUUAUGAAAGGAUGAUAAAGAAUAGCAUAAAAUUUACCUAUUAUUUGUGCGAUAUUCCCAGAUGUUUAGGGAGAAGAAGUAACUAUUUACAUUGAAAGGUUUGUAAGUAUAGGUCAUGUAACUGGAGAGACAGCUUAUAGUGUUAGGAGGUAUGUAAUGAUUCCAUCCAGUUUCUUACUGUUGCUGUGUUUUAUAUCACAUUCCAUGACACCUGCUGUACACAUCAAGGGCCUGUUUUUCCUGUUUUGGAUUGGUUUUUUUUGUGUGUGUGUGGAACAGUAGGUUAAAAUUCUUCCUGUAGUGUUUGUACUUUUGUUUCCAAUUUAUUGGUGUGAAGUAAAGGAGAUACAUAC
This is a messenger RNA of Mizuhopecten yessoensis (Yesso scallop), 8011 nucleotides long. Its product is annotated as ubiquitin carboxyl-terminal hydrolase 31-like. Gene Ontology annotation, molecular function: cysteine-type deubiquitinase activity. The coding region runs from base 103 to 3861 and encodes 1252 amino acids. The record is from RefSeq and is a predicted model, not a curated record. The transcript has 11 exons. Lineage: Eukaryota; Metazoa; Mollusca; Bivalvia; Pectinida; Pectinidae. Gene Ontology annotation, biological process: protein deubiquitination.